Helicoverpa zea (corn earworm) is the source of this 2053-nucleotide messenger RNA. Its product is annotated as GSK3-beta interaction protein. Gene Ontology annotation, biological process: regulation of canonical Wnt signaling pathway. Bases 188 to 547 code for a protein of 119 amino acids. Lineage: Eukaryota; Metazoa; Arthropoda; Insecta; Lepidoptera; Noctuidae. Gene Ontology annotation, molecular function: protein kinase A binding; kinase regulator activity. The transcript is spliced from 2 exons. Gene Ontology annotation, cellular component: cytoplasm. The record is from RefSeq and is a predicted model, not a curated record.
GACUCUUGGUAGUCUAUAGAUUUUGUUGACAUUAAUAUUUGAGUUUGUAUUGUAUCGCAAAUUGUGUAGUGUGUUAUUUUUAAACUCUGCUAUGAAACAAUAACAUUCAAUUACAACUACUGAUUAAGACUAUCCUGAAUCGAUUAAGUAAUUUAUCACAUCAGUUGGAGGAAUUAAGGCCAUCACCAUGACAGACAAGGUGCUGGACGAGAAAACCUGGCCGCAGGAGGCGGAGGCGGCCAUCAGCGACAUCCGCAAGCACGUGAAGAGCGCGUGCAUCUCGCCGCAGCUGCUAAGCAACAACCAGCGCAUUUACAUCAACCUCACCACGCUCGAGAACACCGACUACUGCAUCGAGAUGUCCGCCAACGGGUUCAGGGUCGUGGGCAGGAAGUACGACGACACCACGCUGUCCGGCAUAGAGAACAUGAACUACGAGACGCCCUACGCUCUACUCAACAACAUCAGCCAGAAGUACAGAGAGUCGUUCGGCGGCGAGCUUAUGAACAAACUCCUGGAUCUAGCCGCCAGGAACUCUGAAGGCUGAAUCAUUACUCACACGCUGCAGUCCUGUGCUGAGUAGGCCACAACACAAGCCCUUGACAAAGAUGCUUGCUUGAGCGAAAGUGCAAUUUUUGGUUAUGUUUACGUUUGAAAUAAAACUAACUUAAUUUACUAUAGAUCUGUAAUAAUUUAUAAGGAUGUUUUGGAGUGUCACGUUUUUAAUAUGCAUAGUUAGUUGUAUUUCAAUGAAUAAUAUUCACAUAAAUAUCAGAAGUAUUAUAUAAAUAAGACAUCUGUAUCAGAUCAGGGUUAUCGCGUCGAUUUCUUAAAGAUAUAUUGACAACUUUGUCGGUUUUUGAUUGUUGAAUUUUAUGGUGGAAAUGUGUCAAAUGUUCACCCGUCAGUAUUCACAUGUGCUAUAAUUAAAUGUUUAUGUAUGUACUAAGUUUAUAUAACUGUGUAGAUUAGUUAAACUAACGUGUUUCUAGUGGCGGCUGCGGUCUUAAGCUAUUAGCAUAGAGAUCUUUCUUGUUACAAAUUGGAUUAUUGAAUAUUUAUGAACUCUGCAUGACUACAUAUUCAAAUUUUGUCAUGUAAAAUAUAAUGAAUAGAAAAUUCCUCUUAAUUAUUUUGUUGAAUUGGGAAUGUCUGAGCGUCGCAUACUUGCGCUAGAAUCGUGUUAGUCCCAGCAUUGUCGCUUACGACCUGUGCUAACCGAAUGUAAUGGUGUCAAGCGCACCGCCGCGCGGGCCGUGGGGACAAAUGACGUGACGAAAUGCGCUUGCUUACAAAUUACUCGCUUCCUGCGUCGUUUGCUGCACCAUUCAUUCAGUUGAGCUCCUAAUCAUUGUUCUUAUAGAAUGUAAGAAAGAUUCCAUUCACACAUAUCUGUGUACGACAUUUAUGGGUACCAUGAACGAAGAAAUAUCAUGUAUUAAUUAUACUAUGCCCUAAACGAUGUCGAUAUGUACUUUUUAGUUAUAAAUAAGGCCAGUAGUUAUGCUGUGGCUGAGCAUAACGGUCAGGUACAAUGUGUGACUAACGUGAGAGCGUGCUGCCGAGGCCGAUGGUAUUAAUGUUCCCAUUGUGUAGUGUUCCCCACUGAGUGUCACGGUGUGUCGCUACUGUGCAGCUUUACACGGCAUUUUAUUAGUACAAUCGUCGACAGACUGAGUACAAACUUGUACCUCUGUAGUUUGGGCACAUGUCGUAGAUAGCUCACUUUAUCUCACGAUGUUAUAAUUAGUAGUGUUUGUAUGGCUAAAUUGCUAUAUUUAUGGCUGUAUGGUAGAUUGAUUACAAAUAAUAUCAAUCUGUAUGUGUAGGGAUUAUUAAUGUUUACAAGUGUUAUUUGAAUGUUAGCCUAGCCCUUCAUUUAAUAAAUUAUGUUCAUACACGGCCUAAUAUCAUGAGGAGUACCUGUAACAAAUUCAGUUUACUAGAGCUACCGCCACAUGUCCCCAAACUAGCAUCUAUUUAGACAUAAUAUACACAAUAUAGAGUAGUAAACUUGUUUGUGAUAGUAAAAUAAAUUGAUAUAAUUAUGAAA